Sorex fumeus (smoky shrew) is the source of this 1157-nucleotide messenger RNA. It is a transcript of the gene CRB3, whose product is annotated as crumbs cell polarity complex component 3. Lineage: Eukaryota; Metazoa; Chordata; Mammalia; Eulipotyphla; Soricidae. The record is from RefSeq and is a predicted model, not a curated record. Bases 219 to 593 code for a protein of 124 amino acids. The transcript has 5 exons.
GGCGGAACGGCCGGAGUGGGACCGGGCGAUCGGCGGCGGGGCGGCCCGGGAGGGUUCGAGCCAGGGGUCGGCCUCGGGGACCGGAGCAAAGUCGAGCGUCCCGGGCCAGGUGCCGGGGCGCAGGGACCCCCCACCCCGACCGUCCCGCGAUGCGGUAGGAGCGGCGAGCGCGCGCCCAGCCCGGUGCCCGGUGCCAGCCGCCGCCUGUCGCCGGGUCCAUGGCGAGCCCCGCCUGGGGGUUGCUCCUGGCGCUCGGCCUCCCGCUGCUGCCCGCCCGAUGGGGCGGGGUCCGAGGCCAAGCACUGGAGCCCGUCACGAGUGAGACCGGAAACAAUACGACCAUCCAGCCGGAACCCAACCCUGGUGGUGGAGGCUUGUCCCAGGGGGCCACCACUGCCAUCAUCGUGGUCUUCUCCCUCCUGGCCGCCGCGCUGGUGGCCGUGGGGCUGACGCUGCUGGUGCGGAAACUUCGCGAGAAGCGGCAGACGGAGGGUACCUACCGGCCCAGCAGUGAAGAGCAGUUCUCGCACGCAGCCGCGGCCGGGGCUCCCCAGGACUCCAAGGAGAAGGUGCGGGGAUGCCUGCCCAUCUAGGGCCCCCCUCCCGCGUCCGCCUCCCUUCCCUGCUGUUGGGGACCUUAUGGGGAGGCUGAGUCCUCUCUGCCCAAUGCCUAAAGACUUAAGGGAAGAAGGUGCUUCGCAGACCCCCUCCAGGGGGUCGAGCUCUUAGCGACAAGCAGUUCCUCCGACACCCACCGAUGAUGGGAAUGAAUCCGUCGUUUUCUGGGAGCUGGUGGUGGGGCGGGCUGGAGCUAUGCUAGCUGGAGAAGAGGCGGAGGGUCCCUCGGCUGGCUGUUGAGACCUGAGCUGUAAAGUUCCAGGCGAUCCCGGGGGGCUCGGAGGGCUUCCUGGAAGUGGAGGGACUCUUUGCGGAGACCGAGAGCCAGCUGGAAGUGGGGCCCCUUCUCCAAAGAGUAAGAAUCGUGCUUCCGUGUAACGCAAAAGAUUACGCUUCCAGGACGGACGGGGGGCGGGGAAGGGUCUCUGAGCAGACAGUGGCCCCCCCACAGAUAAACGCACCGGAAAACACUGAGGCGGGACAAGUCUUUUGUGUUUUUAUUGAAUAUCCAAAGUCAUGGAGGUAGGGGGUCUCCUGUG